CUUGGCUUUUGUUGGUCUCAUUGGUGGCCGUCUCGCUUAUGAUACUAAUUAUGUUCAGAUCCGGACAAAUCAAAACUCCCGUUAAUGUGGACUUCUUCUCACAAAUGGGUCGCGCGAAGUACACAAUGGUUGACCCGUUGACAGGCGGAGGGAAAGGCGUGCGAUUCAAAGACGUGGCCGGACUUAAGGAGGCGAAAGUGGAAAUUAUGGAGUUUGUUGACUAUCUUAAGGCUCCCGAAAGGUUUCGGGCAUUAGGCGCUAAGGUUCCGCGAGGGGUACUACUGCUGGGACCGCCCGGUUGUGGCAAAACAAUGUUAGCCAAAGCAGUGGCCACAGAGGCGAGUGUGCCUUUCCUAGCGAUGGCCGGAUCCGAGUUUAUUGAGAUGAUUGGGGGGUUAGGGGCGGCGCGAGUCCGGGAUCUGUUCAAAGAAGCC
This is a messenger RNA of Oppiella nova, 434 nucleotides long. Lineage: Eukaryota; Metazoa; Arthropoda; Arachnida; Sarcoptiformes; Oppiidae. The record is from the annotation of a GenBank genome assembly.